Messenger RNA from Panicum hallii, 946 nucleotides. Its product is annotated as CASP-like protein 4B4. The transcript has 3 exons. Bases 123 to 698 code for a protein of 191 amino acids. NCBI's taxonomy places the organism in Eukaryota, Viridiplantae, Streptophyta, Magnoliopsida, Poales, Poaceae. The record is from RefSeq and is a predicted model, not a curated record.
GCGACCCGCGAGCUUCAAGACUAGCCAACCGAACCAACCGCCACCGAGACGGGCGACCCGAGCCAGUUCCAUUUCCUUCCAGGCCCAGCGGGUACAGAGCAGAGCAGCCGGCAUCCGCCGCCAUGGCCGACGUCGAGAAGGGCGCCCCCGUGCCCGCCGCCACCCCGGUCGAGGGCGGCGAGGCCGCGGACGGCGGGAGGAGCGCCGGCGUGGUGGGCGCCGCGCUGCGGCGGUGGCGGGCGCAGGACCUCCUGGAGCGGUCGGGGUCCGCGCUGCGCGCCGGGGCGUGGGCGCUCUCCCUGCUGGCGUUCCUCGUCAUGGCCUGCAACGAGCACGGCGACUGGAAGCAGUUCGACCGCUACGAGGAGUACAGGUACAUCGUGGCCGUCGGGCUGCUGGCCUUCGUUUACACGACGCUGCAGCUGCUCCGGCACGCCGUCCGCCUCACCGGCGGCCAGGACCUGCAGCCCAAGUCCGGCCUCCUCGUCGACUUCGCCGGGGACCAGGUUACAGCCUACCUGAUGAUGUCGGCGCUUUCGGCCGCGAUCCCGAUCACCAACCGCAUGCGCGAGGGCGCGGACAACGUGUUCACCGACUCGUCGGCGGCGUCCAUCAGCAUGGCCUUCUUCGCCUUCGUCUGCCUCGCGGUCUCCGCCAUCAUCUCCGGCUUCAAGCUUGCCAAGCAGACAUACAUCUGAGGCUCAUCGCACGGACACUCUGCAUAUACACUUCAUUCGUGGGUUUGUUAAUUUGGCCAAUCGUGUACAGUAGUCUGAAUUGCGUGUGUCAUUGCCACUGGCUGUAUAUAGCCGAUUAUUUCUAUAACCACCUGAUUGUGUAGUAUAAACUAGAUAGGUUUGGUUCCAUUGUGACUUGAGGCCUGGUUUGGAAUGGAAGAGAUUUUUAAAGCAAUUCUAAAGGAAUCAGAUUCGUAAAGUUUUAGCUA